Molecule: messenger RNA, 1201 nt
Organism: Lathyrus oleraceus (garden pea)
Lineage: Eukaryota; Viridiplantae; Streptophyta; Magnoliopsida; Fabales; Fabaceae
Product: expansin-A7
Exons: 3
Coding region: 103-894 (263 amino acids)
Biological process (GO): plant-type cell wall organization
Cellular component (GO): extracellular region
Source: RefSeq, a predicted model, not a curated record
CUUCAUAUAUAAAGGAUACAUGUACUUGUAAUUCUCAAUGAGCAUCGAAUUGCAUUCAAAGAUAACUAAUUAACCUAUUAGUUGUCCAAAAAAACCUUAACCAUGGCAUCUAUUCUUCAAGCUCGUAGCUUCAUGUUGAUUGCUUAUGCAAUGAUGUUCACUUUCAUGGGAGAACCAACAGCAGCUGUUGUGACAUUUAGACCCAGUAAAUGGUCUCUUGCUCAUGCCACAUUUUAUGGAGAUGAAACUGCUUCCGAAACCAUGGGAGGAGCAUGUGGAUACGGGAAUUUGUUUAAGAAUGGUUACGGAACAGAUACAGUGGCUUUAAGCUCAACAUUGUUCAACAAUGGCUAUGCGUGCGGUAGUUGUUUCCAGAUUAAAUGCUAUCAAGCGAGUGCUUGUUACAAAAAUGUGGCCUACACCACUGUCACUGCCACUAAUCUUUGUCCUCCUAACUGGUCCAAGCCCUCCAACAAUGGUGGGUGGUGUAAUCCGCCAAGAGUUCAUUUUGACAUGGCCAAACCCGCCUUCAUGAAAAUUGCACAGUGGAAAGCCGGUAUCGUCCCUGUUAUGUACCGCAGGGUUCCAUGCCAAAGGAAGGGAGGGGUUAGAUUCUCUUUCCAAGGAAAUGGGUACUGGCUAUUGGUGUAUGUGAUGAAUGUGGGAGGUGGAGGAGAUAUUUCAAGCAUGAUGGUGAAAGGAAGCAGAACAGGAUGGAUUAAAAUGAGCCAUAACUGGGGUGCUUCUUACCAAGCAUUUGCAACACUAGGUGGUCAAGCUCUAUCUUUCAGGAUUACUUCAUACACUACCAAAGAGACUAUUAUUGCAUGGAAUGUUGUUCCUUCUAAUUGGAACGUAGGACUCACUUAUUCCACUAGCACCAACUUCCACUGAAGAAUUCAUGGCAUGCCACAAACUUUUGACUGGCCACUUUGUUUUAUAAUAUACUAUGAAUAUGAACUACAGCACUUUUCUAUUAGUCUUUUAGGAUUUACUAUUAGUAAAUAAGCUAUUGUGUCUGCUGCAGAUGAAAUUUUCAUAGGCUCAGCAGAUGCUUAAGGCUAAUGCAAAGAAACUGUCACACCUUUUUGUUGGUUUGACAAAUUUGAAAUGUGACCCCUACCCCUGCAGUCAACUUAAUCUUUCCAUAAGGUUGACACUUUCGAAAUUUGUGUUUAUACUCUAAAUUAAAGUGCUUAUC